Nymphaea colorata (pocket water lily) is the source of this 2350-nucleotide messenger RNA. RefSeq names its product transcription factor MYB124-like. NCBI's taxonomy places the organism in Eukaryota, Viridiplantae, Streptophyta, Magnoliopsida, Nymphaeales, Nymphaeaceae. The record is from RefSeq and is a predicted model, not a curated record. The transcript has 13 exons. Gene Ontology annotation, biological process: regulation of DNA-templated transcription. Gene Ontology annotation, molecular function: RNA polymerase II cis-regulatory region sequence-specific DNA binding; DNA-binding transcription factor activity, RNA polymerase II-specific. Gene Ontology annotation, cellular component: nucleus. The coding region runs from base 390 to 1871 and encodes 493 amino acids.
AGAAGAGAGAGAGAGGAAUUACUAUUGAUUCAGUAUUCGCUUCACUGUGAGUGGAGAGUAAAGACUGACAUGACAAAGGGGAUGAUGGGGAAGAAGGGAAGCGCCACCGAAUUUUACGCUCUCCUUUCGCUCCUCCUACUAUUAAUUUAAUUCGCCACUCUCCCUCGGAUUCCUCCCAUCUCGCUUUGAACUCCAAAAACCCGCGCUCUCUCCCCCUCCUCACAUUCUCUCUCUCUCUCUCUCCCUCUCUUUUAUCUCUGACGUCUGACGAAGGAGCAGCAACCUCCGGGCGACACCUGAUCUCCACCUGUUUCUCAUCCGAUAGAAGAAAAGACAGCCUGGAUGGAGCCAAUGAAUGAACCCAAGACGCUGGAGAGGACAGAAUACUGAUGCGGGUGAUGGGUUCCUACGACAGCUGUAAAAUUAGAACCAUGCACAAAAGCAGACACAUCGUUACAUGGACUCCAGAGGAAGAUGAAAUUCUGCGGGAACAGAUCAGAAUACGUGGAACUGAAAGCUGGAAGGACAUUGCGGCAAAUUUCAGGAAUAAGACAAGCAGGCAAUGCAGAAGACGGUGGUAUGCAUAUUUAACUUCAGAUUGUAAAAAGGGUGGAUGGUCCGAAGAAGAAGACAGGCUUUUGUGUGAGGCACAGAAAAUGUAUGGGAACAAGUGGACAGAGAUAGCAAAAGUGGUUUCAGGCAGGACAGACAAUGCUGUAAAAAAUCGAUUCACCACACUCUGCAAAAAAAGAGCUAAAUAUGAAACUUCCAUAAAGGAGAACCAGGGCAUUCUUAUCAAUUCAAACCACGGUCCAUUCAUGCUUCCGAACCAACAAGGUGCUGCAUACGAAUCUUAUACAACACUGCCACUUGACAGAAUCAGGAUCGUGGAGGAGAUGUCUGCUUUGCAUGGUUCACAUAAUGACACAAGAGGGAAAUCAAAAGGAACUUUUGGAUCUCAACAUCAGAAGAUGCAGAACAUAAGGUCCCCCCUUGGUGCCCUGGACCUGAACAAUCUGGGCAAGUUUCCAACCUUGAAUAUCAAAGAAAUGGAAGGCCAACCACAUAAAGUUGCAACUUCCAGUAAAGCCCAAGGGAUUUUCCUUAGGAAGGAUGACCCUAAAGUCACUGCUUUGAUGCAACAAGCAGAACUAUUAAGCUCCCUUGCAAUAAAAGUUAAUGCCGAGUGCUCAGAGAAAAGCCUUGAAGAUGCAUGGAAGGAACUACAAGAGUUUCUGCAGCAAAAUAAAGAAAAUGGGAACCCCUAUUGCAAGUUUGAUGAUAUGGACUUACACUUUGAAGAUUUCAAGGAAUUAGUAGAAGACCUAAAGAAUGGUAACUUACAAUUGGACUCAGACUCGAGCAACCAUCUGGAAAGUCAGAUGCCUUGGAGUUUCAGGGAGUAUGAAAUGCACACAGAUUCUCAAGUCAGCUCUGACUGCAGCAUUGGGUCACACGUCUCUUAUCCUGCACUGGAUGAACUAGAGCAGUAUCAGACUUGUUCUCUAAAUAUCAUUUGCCAGUCAAGUUGCAAUCAUCAGCAAGAUGGUCAGGUUGGUGCUAAUGAAAAUGGGUGCUCAACGGAGGCCAUUGAGAUUGAAGCCUCCUACAUGUCAUCUACUACAAAAUUGAAGGGAGAGGCUUCCGUAUCUUUAAAUAGGGAGUUUUGUUCCCCUCUUCAAAGUAUCCCAUUCUUGCGCUCGUAUGCUGAUGGAAUUCCAACUCCGGAGUUCUCAGCCAGUGAAAGGAGAUUCCUACUUAGAACGCUUGGGGUCACAUCGCCAUCACCAGCAUCAAAAGCUCCAUUGCUGCCACAGCCUUCUCAGAGGUCCACUCCUCCAUGCCGAAGGGCACUCCUCCAUAAUUUCUGAGUCCCUUUCCGUUUCCUACCAUCGUAAUGGCCAGCAGCAUCGUCCCUCUGGUGCUUAUUUUAGACAUCCCUAUGUGCUCUCGUUGGGUGUCAUCAGCUAUUUCAUUGGGUCUGGUUGGGUACUCGUAUACGAAGAACCUACCCCACAUCUCUUUAUCGUGCUUCUUGUACAUACCAUAUUAUACAAAAAAUAUAUGGCGUCUCUCUUCGAGUGUAUCAGUUUCUUUCAUUCGUCGGCAUUUCAGAUGAGAAGGUGAAGACAAUAACAGAGGAUCAGCGGAUAAAGUAAGGAUCUCUCUUUGUCUUGACGAGUUUUGCAGCUUAUGUAAAAUAGUAGUGAAAGGGAAGUCAUUGAUGUUGGUGCUGUUUUAUGAGGCAAAUGUGGCCCCUGCUUUCUAUCAGAACUGUAAUAUGUGUGUAUACAUGUUUCUGUAUCUUUGUCUCUGUGGUUAAGGAGAAGUGGCUUUAUUUUGUUACCUA